GCAUUCCGUAAGCUAUUCCGGCAAGACAGUGAGAUAUUCCGACGUGCUUUGUGGCAAUUCCGUCGGGUAUCCGCCUUAUCGGCCGGCUAUGAAAAUCUUCACGGAAAAGCGCCCCUAUGACGGUUAAGCACUCCCAACCUGCCAACAUGAUCGCACUAGCGCAUAAGAACUACGAUGCACAAACGCUGGCGCAGAAAGUCAAACCCAGAGGUUUGGACUCUCCCUUCUAUUGUCACGCUAUUCGCGUUUGCGUCCCUUCAUUCCUGGGUUUCAAGGUCAAAUCGCCCGUAUCGUCAAUAGCGAGUCAGUUUGCUUCACCGUCUUUUUGAACAUUGAGAUCGAUGAUACCCCGCCAUGGCACACACCAGCACAUCCUCCUCAUCAGCGCCGGCCGGGCCUCCACCCGCGCAAUCGGAAAAGCAGUUCGCAUCCAUCAUACCAGAAGAGAGCAACCGCCUACAGCUAGAACCCACCAUCUCCGCUGUCAGUAACCAUGAUGAUAUGGCCGGCGUCUCCUACGUCGCGACGGGCGACAACGAUGAGGUUUACAACCGAUUCUCGGAGCGCCGUAAGAUGGUCAUAACAGCAGUCCUGUCCUUCUGUAGCUUUUUGGCGCCCGUCUCUUCCACAACCGUUCUGUCUGCUGUACCUGAGGUGGCCGCAACGUAUCAGUGCGAUGGCUCCAUUAUCAACCUGUCCAACGCAAUGUAUAUGCUAUUUAUGGGCAUCAGUCCUUGCUUCUAUGGACCGUUUGCGAGCAUCUACGGACGGAAAUGGGUCUCAGUAGCUAGUGCUGCACUGUUCUUCGCUUUCUCUAUCGGAACUGCCUUAGCACCUAACCUGGCUUCUUUCUUCAUCUUCCGGAUUCUGACCGCAUUCCAAGGAACCGCCUUCUUGGUUAUCGGAUCGAGCGUCAUUGGGGAUAUAUAUAAGCCAACUGAACGUGGGACGGCACUUGGUUGGUUCAUGUCUGGCACUCUCAUCGGCCCUGCUUUGGGGCCCUUUAUUGGAGGUAUAAUCGUUACCUUCUGCACGUGGCGAGACAUCUUCUGGCUACAGACGGCACUGGCCGGUGCGGCGACACUGUUCGUAUUCUUCCUUCAGCCGGAAACGAUUCAUUACAAGCGUUCUGAAGAACUGGGGGGCCUGCCGCGUCGAAAGAAAGCCCAUAAAAUGUGGCAGUGGCUCAAUCCGUUGAGGGUAAUUCGUCUCUACCGCUAUCCGAACCUCCUUACGGUCUCCCUGGCGUCUUCUUCCCUCGUUUGGAACAUGUAUUCGCUCCUAACGCCCAUUCGAUACGUCCUCAACCCACGAUUCAACCUCAAUUCGCCUCUACAAUCCGGCCUUUUUUACAUCGCUCCGGGCUGCGGAUACCUUCUUGGGACUUUCUUCGGCGGCCGCUAUGCGGACCACAUCGUCAAGAAGUACAUCAAGAUCAAAGGCCAGCGAGUUGCCGAAGACCGCCUCCGAAGCUGCCUUCCCUUCAUUGGCAUUGUGAUCCCCGCCUGCAUGGUGAUUUACGGGUGGACGGUUGAGCUGAAGAAGGGGGGGAUUGCGGUCCCGGUCAUUAUGAUGUUCCUCCAGGGUGUUGCGCAGCUGUUUUGCUUCCCGAGUCUGAACACGUACUGUCUGGAUGUUAUGCAGAAGAGAAGCGCUGAGGUUGUUGCUGGCAACUACAUGGUCCGAUACAUGUUCGCAGCAGCAGGUUCCGCAGUAUGCCUUCCUGCUGUCCGAGCUAUCGGCGUAGGGUGGUUUUCUACGAUUUCAGCGGUGUUUUUGGUUGUAGCGGCCAUUGCUACCUACGUUACGACAUUGCACGGUAAGCAAUGGCGAGACGCCGUAGAUGCUAGGAAAGCGGCGAAGAAAGAAGGAGAGAAUCAUGUCUAGGGCCCU
Trematosphaeria pertusa is the source of this 1893-nucleotide messenger RNA. RefSeq names its product MFS general substrate transporter. NCBI's taxonomy places the organism in Eukaryota, Fungi, Ascomycota, Dothideomycetes, Pleosporales, Trematosphaeriaceae. The transcript has 6 exons. Gene Ontology annotation, molecular function: transmembrane transporter activity. Bases 355 to 1887 code for a protein of 510 amino acids. The record is from RefSeq and is a predicted model, not a curated record. Gene Ontology annotation, biological process: transmembrane transport.